AUGGCUUCUGCUCAACUGUUCCAACGCUGGGAUCUUUGGGCCAACUUCGCAGGCCUGAAGAAUUAUGGUGGAGGCAAGAUACCGCCGACAUCGAUCCGGCUGAAGUCCAACUUGAGAGCCGCCAGUGGCCCUAACGCUGUCUUCCUUUAUAGUGGCGCGUCUGAUUACCUUCUUCAAUUCAUCAGGGAUACAAGCCCCUACGAUCCCGUCCUUGAGCUUCGGCUCUCACUUUACGUCAACAGCAAGCGUCCCACCGAGGUCCUCUCACUUUGGUUUCGGCAGAUCAUCGACGAUGACCAAUCCACGGCAUUUCCACGCUCUCACAGUCAGGUCCCUCUACUUACGUUCUCCGAUCCAUUGAUGGCAAACAUGCCUCGCGGGCCCUUCUCCUUCUCGUCUUCUCUCAUGGAAUUCCAGUACAAGGAUUUCUCAGAGCGUCUGCUGAAAAACCAGAUGAAGGCCCUGGAUUCUCAAGCCCACGCUACGACCUAUCAGAAGGCGUUCGGAAAUUUCAACACGAACAACCUCUGUCCAGUCGAAAAUGCGGCUAAAACCUUCAGCAAGGCCAACCAGCAAUAA
Lasiodiplodia theobromae is the source of this 579-nucleotide messenger RNA. Its product is annotated as Glycosyl hydrolase family 3. Lineage: Eukaryota; Fungi; Ascomycota; Dothideomycetes; Botryosphaeriales; Botryosphaeriaceae. The record is from RefSeq and is a predicted model, not a curated record. Bases 1 to 579 code for a protein of 192 amino acids. The transcript is spliced from 3 exons.